UUCCUGAAUGACGUAGUUAGCGGAACGCGGAAGUGAGGUAUCUGUGAUGUGUACGAGAGCAAAAUGAUCGCAGAUCUGUUGAUAUUCGGGACCUUACUGGUGAAUGCAGGGGCUGUGCUGAAUUUUAAACUAAAAAGGAAGGAGUCCCAGGGAUUUGGAGAUGAGUCCAGAGUGCAAACAACAGGCGACAACAUCAGAGAGUUCCUACUCAGCCUGCGAUACUUUCGGAUCUUCAUCGCUCUGUGGAACAUCUUCAUCAUGUUCUGCAUGAUUGUAUUAUUUGGAUCAUGAUCAACGUCUGCAGAGACCACAAUCUCACCUUUUCAAGAUGGGACGGUCUAAACUUCUCCUUGAUAGAACUUUUCUGUUGCUUUUUGGUCAUUUUAAACUCUAACUGUACUCCAUUUUAUUUACCAGUUUACAUUUCUAAAUCGGCUUCUGGCUGCACAGGAAUGAAUGAGUCUCUGUAAAUAUUUUGUUUCACAGAAGGUGACACAUUUUAACCUUUUCUGUUAAGGCUGUAAUAAUAUAACAGGCCUGCCCUCUACUGGUCAUGUGUGGUCAUUUGCUCUUGUGCUUGUUCAGUAGAAUGAGGCGUUUUCUUCAUCAACACCAGGGUUUAACUUGAUUACACUUUAGAACAUGUUUUUCUGAGGCUUAUUUGAUGUCUAUCAUCAUUUAAAGGUCCUGCUCUAUCUUAAAACCUCACAUAGAUACUGUAGAGCUAGCUGGUUAGCCAUUGGUUAUUUGCAUCUUCUGAUGAUAAAUGGUAUUUUCUUUGUUCUGGGGGCACCCUUGCUGUAAGUAAAUAUACAUAUGCACUAUAAUAUAAAUGUGUCCUUAUUCUUAACAAUAAAAAUACAGUUUUCUUA
Molecule: messenger RNA, 872 nt
Organism: Solea senegalensis (Senegalese sole)
Lineage: Eukaryota; Metazoa; Chordata; Actinopteri; Pleuronectiformes; Soleidae
Gene: smim7
Product: small integral membrane protein 7
Exons: 5
Coding region: 64-291 (75 amino acids)
Source: RefSeq, a predicted model, not a curated record